AUGGCCCAACCACGCCAAACAACGCUGCUGCCCGUCCGGACACGCUCCCGCUCACCGACAUCCCGGCCAACAACGCCUCUCCGCGCGUCCUCGCGCUCGUCCUUCCGCGCUUCAACAACCUUUCCGAGCGACACGAUCCCGACAGGCCUGGACCACCUCGAGCCACAGUUCGCAGAACUGAGCGACAGCAUGGCCGACCUGGAGGCGAACCUCAUGCACUUGCAACUUAUGCACGAGAGUCUGAGUCGGUUUGGCGAGAGUUUUGCGAGUUUUCUGUACGGGCUGAAUAUGAAUGCUUUUGUCGUGGAUUUCCCAGAGGCUCCCAUCACGGAAUCAAUCAAGCGGUGGCAGAGACGGCAAGCAGGCCUGGACGAACAUUCGACGACGAUGAACACCAACAUCACCGUGCCUGACUCUACCUCUAAUUCGUUCACUGUCGGCGGCGGCGGGGUGAGGCAGGCACAGGACAACCCUGGUGAUGCCACGUUCGUGACCAAUGCGGAUGCCAGCUUCGUGAGCUUAAAGGCCACGCCUAGGCGGAAGACGGUGGCGCCGCCUGUUACGCCGGGGACUACGUCGACGGUCAAUCAGCAGAGUCAGAGUAGGCUUCCUGGAGCGAGACGUGGAGGUGGGCCAGGUGCCGCUUCACGAGGCGGGAGGGGCGAUCCGGCUGCGAGGGGUGCCAGGGGGUCUGGCCUGCCGAGAGGGAGAGGUAGGGGGAGGGAAGUGAGAUGA
Molecule: messenger RNA, 735 nt
Organism: Cladophialophora yegresii CBS 114405
Lineage: Eukaryota; Fungi; Ascomycota; Eurotiomycetes; Chaetothyriales; Herpotrichiellaceae
Product: DASH complex subunit DAM1
Exons: 2
Coding region: 1-735 (244 amino acids)
Biological process (GO): mitotic sister chromatid biorientation
Cellular component (GO): mitotic spindle polar microtubule; mitotic spindle pole body; mitotic spindle
Source: RefSeq, a predicted model, not a curated record